Molecule: messenger RNA, 856 nt
Organism: Drosophila erecta
Lineage: Eukaryota; Metazoa; Arthropoda; Insecta; Diptera; Drosophilidae
Exons: 1
Coding region: 254-847 (197 amino acids)
Source: RefSeq, a predicted model, not a curated record
AUAGCCAUUCACAGCGAACGCCGGGUCGUUCCAGGUAGCUCAAUUGCAUCCCAUCGCUAACAAAGUGACGGCUUGUAAAUUGUUGGGAUUUAAAAUUUAAAAUUGUCUGGUGGACAGGGCUUGAUCCCAAAUAUCGCUUACCUGGGAGCGCGGAUUUCCGCGAAGUGAGACGCGGUCGCAGACAGGCAGAACGCGAAGCGCAUCCCUGUGAUGAAUAUAAGCCACCGACGCACUUGAGAGACCAGCCAGACCAAUGGAGACCUCGGAAGCGAUGAAUACUUGUGAGGAGGGAGACCAGCUGAACGGUUCCUUCCGCCUGCAGUGCUCGAUGUCCUCCGUGGACAUCGAGAGCGAGAGUGACCUCUCGCUGGCCUUCGAGCGCGAGGAGCAGUCCCCGGGUGGCAGCUGCGACGAGCUGCCGGCCUUUGAAAUCCGCGCCUUCUCGCCCCACGGACGCACCCCGUCGCCCAUCGACGAUCUCGAUCUGUCGGACAUCGAAACGCCCAAGCAGCCGCUGAGGCAGCAGCUCCCUCCGGACGAGGAGGAGCCCUCGCGCCAGAACGAUCCUCAGUACGUGGCCCUGCACGAGAUUAACGCCCAGAUCAGCCCGCCCAGUGACGCGGACGACUCAAAAAACUUGGAGACCAUCUACGAGGGCGUUUUCCUGAGCACCCCGCCCCGCGAUAAAACUUCCAACUCGGGCAUCUCCCGCUUCACGCCCAAGCGCGGGCGUGCAAAUCUCAUCGAGCUGAUGGCCAACCGGCUGCACAGCGGCAAGGAGAACCAGUCGCCGGGAGCGGGAGUCUCCGAACCGCAUUUGCCAUCGCCACUCAAGGACCCCACAUAGUGACCGCAG